UAAAUACAAUGUUCUUCCUAUACUACACGACCUUCAAAUACUCCACCAUCAAAGACAAAUACCUGGGUAUCUACUACUACUGCGGAAUAGCUGCUGUAAUAAUCUACUCUAUCCUCACUAUUUUCAUCAACAAAGGUUAUCUCCAGAUCGACCACUCUCCCCACGGCGCUGUAACUUUAAUAUCAGAUUCUAUUGACAACAACCUGACUCUGCCCAACAGUGAUCAUUAUUGUUGUGAGGGCCCUGAUUGCGAAGUCAAAUGUUUUCUGAUAGACGGAAAAGAGCUAGCUUGGCCGCUGGACAAGGAUUCUGUUACUAUUUCCUCUUUCUUUAAAGAAAGAUAUCAAACAAUUCUCCCGGGUCUGAAAAUAACAGAAAGCAGCGAGGAGGCUCAGUAUUUCGCUAAAAAGCCCGAAGCUAUGGAUAUCAAGGUAGAGCAUUCCGUACAUUCCAGAAAAUCCACCAAAACGGGAACUCAGCGGACCAUGCGAGGAACACUCAUGUCCCACAACGGCAGUCUUAUCAAGGAGUUCAACUCUUACGAGCGUGCUGAUAGGCUCUCUCUCAAGGACAUUAUAGACGCCUCGGGGAUGGGAUCUCUGGAUGACAUCUCGGACUCACCCAAUGGAAACAACAAAUCGUUCCGCCGGAAGGGAUGUCUGAUGUUAGUAACCAUAUUCUACCAUAACAUCCUGUCCUCAAUGCUCGGCACCACCCCUCUCAGUUACACCUACACUGUAGAAAGGGUCCCCUACACCCCUCACCGUGUAGAAGAGAUAAUCCCAAUGGUAACGCCCUCCUACUGGAACAGCAAGGUGCCCCUGAACAGCGUCACAGCGGAGGAGCGUUACACUAACCCCCAGCACAGACUCCUCCGCAAGCGUUACGGGGUUCACAUUAAGUUUGUGCAGAGUGGGGCUAUCGGGCGGUUUUCUCUGUCCCACUUGCUGCAAUGUCUCGCUACCUCCAUGAGUUUGAUCACCCUUAUCACCACAGUUGGGGAUAUUAUCGCCUUGUAUCUACUCCCUCAGAGUAAGUAUUACAGAGAGGUUAUAUAUGGGAUGCAUGAGGAUGACAUUGUUGAUCACACUCAAUCUGAAACUGAUCUCAGUAAGAGUAAGUCUGAGUAGAUAACUUUACAUUUAAUGCCCCUGUUUUAAUUUUCUUACUUUUUUGAAUCUGGCCAAAUAACGAAAUGACCAAGAUGUAGUAUAAGGUAGAGAUGUAUAAUAAAGUUUUAAAUGCUCUUGAUAUAAGUACAUAUUAUACAUUAUACUUGUGAUGAUUGUUAUCUCAGUUUGUUUAACUUUUACAUUUGACAUGUUUGAAGAUUUUUUUCCUUCAUUUCAUAGAUUUUCAGUUUUCUAACUAUUUGUGUGUUUAAAAUUUUGAUUUAUUUGCUCAUUUUGACCAGACUAUUUUUGUAUUAAUUUCGUGUGGAACUCUGAUUGAUAUAACUUAUUAAACUCUAAUAAUUUGAUUUAUCUUAGCUGAAUUAUAAAGUUCUUUAAGGGGUUUAUAAUUUCUUUUAACUGUAGUACGGUAUAAAAUGUUUAAUGAUAUUCAAUAUCUGUUCGUUCAGUGACACAACUUGUAUCACUUCUAUUAAAGAGUUAAAACUUCCGACCCAAAGCUAACAUUGUCACAUUGUAUACUAUUCCUUUAAAUGCUAAUUAAAGCGUAUUAGAUAGCAAUUAUAGCACAUUUUAUUAUAACCGUUUAAAACUAAAGUUAAUAAUUAUGUUUUAUAAUUAGCACAAGGAGAAGGGAUGGUCGUCCGGGCGUUCCUUUGCGUUUUGUUAGCUACACUAAUGCACGUUGCUCUGAUUCUUACUGGCUGGUUUGACAGAGUUACCACGGAACUGGGCUAUGAUAUGUACGCUGAAAGAGUGGACUCUGUUCCCUUUCUCCCGUUUCCCAUGCCAAUGAACACGCUUAUAAACUUUGGGUACGCUUACGCUGGGCUUGCUUGGUUACCCACUUUCUCCAAAGGUUCAGAUCUUUGGGGCGAGUCCUUCUGUUGGUACAGCAUUUUCUACAGCAUGAUGCAGCUAGCUAGGAUUGUAUACCAGACACAACGCACCGCUGUACUAGACCAGUGGAUCACUACAACUAUAUUCUGUCACGUGACACUCUGGAUUAUAUCCCUCCCCUCCUGCGACGGGAUCCUGAUUCGAUCCCUCAGAUCCCUCAACCAAAGAGCAAUCCUGAUAGUCUCCUUUCUAAGUUACUUCUUAUCGCUCUGCUCGGAGAUAGGGUUUGAUAUCGCCCUGGUUGUACACAUGCUGGCAGCAGUCCGUGUUGGUUACGAAGCUCACUUAUCCAGUGGUAAUGAUUUCAGUGGUGAUGUAUUUAGGAAAGCUUUUCUGUGCUGCCUCGGUUUUGUUGUGCUGAAAGUUGCUGAUUUGCCUCUGAGGGAGUACUGGACUCCUAAUUGUUUUUCGGGCCAUUUCUUGUCUAAGAUUUGCGAUGUGGGUCAGAUUUAUUAUGUAGCCGAGUUUGUGCAUGUUCUUACUGGUAAGAAAUCCGAAACUCUCAAAUCUGAGUGAGUAUUUAACGAUCUGCUGUCAAUUCAGUGUGAAUCAAGGCUUAAAAUAGAACAUUUUUGGCAGCAUUUUGUAGAUUAAAUUUUAAUUGGUCUAUGUUUAUUUGUAUUAUUUAGUAGUGUGGGUAAUUUAUUGAUUUGAGUUAGUCUAUUAUUGUUACUGAUUAUUAAUUGUAUCGUUAUAUCAUCCUUUUAUUAUGCUCCUUUCGAUUAUCAUUAUCUCUACGCUCAUUUUUGUUUUAAAAUGUUUUGACAUAGCCUUGAAUCGUUUGAUGAAACUUUUUUAUUAAUGCGACAUAAUAAUAUGAUUCCAAAUUUCUUAAAUUUAAAAGCAUAAUUGGAUCUAUGAAUAAUGAUCACUUCAUUACAUCCAUCUUGAUUUUAUAACCAGCAGAUUUUCAAGCUAUAUUCGCUCAUUUAAGAGUAUUCAUGAAUGUUAGAAAUAGAUAAGGAGACCUGAAAAAGAGACCCGGAAAUGCCCAAAAGACCACGAGGUACGGACGAAGUGAAGUCUCUAAUUGAUUUGAGACACGAUGAUCAGAGGAUAAACGUUAUUGCAGUGGUGUACUCCAGUACUCCUGCUACUAAAGCUAAAGGAGCGUCCCACUACGUAAAGUUCGACUUAGUAGACAACACCACCUCCAAUAUAGUCACGUGUCUAUUAUUCGGAGCGCUGGAGCUCCUCCCUGACGUCAGCACUUUCAGCCAUCCUGCUGUGAUCCGUCUCAGACGGUUCGAUGUGGUGACAUUCCAGGACCGAGCCCAGCUCCAGAACACUCCUGGUCACAGCUGGUGCAUGUUCGGUAGGGACACAGACUCUUUUAGACCUGAGGAUAGGAGUCAUGAGAACACUGCUAAUAGUUUGACCUCCGCGGAAAGGGACAGAAUCACGGAGCUGAGGUGUUGGCUCAGAUCGGAUAGUUUCAAUGAGACUGUUUAUGAGAGAGGUCCUGUUUACAUUCCAUCCCAAUUUGUUCCUGAGAGCACGAAUAGUAUUGUGAAACAGACCGGGAAAUUUAAUAAGUUUUCUACAGGUUACCUCUUGCUAAAAUACAUAGAAAACAACCUGUUCUUUGAUUUGGUAGCUCAAGUGAUCGGCAUUAGUUUCAAAACUGAAUGUUCCAUAAUCCGUUGUUUCGACGGAACUAAACCCUCCAUCAAGACCUUCAAGAACAAUUCUCUGUACAUGAAAACCCACCUCUCACAGCUAAUAACCGCUCAAUUGUUUGAUCUUUACGUUGAUAUCACAGUGUACGAUGAACACAACAUAGUGGCCGAAGCAGUGGAGGUCGGUAGUUUCCUGGAGUUUAAAAAUCUCCACUGUUACAUUCCAUUAAGUAGUGAAACCAGCGAGGUUAUCCUGCACAAGGGGUUUCAGUUUGGCAGAGGAAUGCGAAUACUGCUUCCUGACCACGACUCCAUUCCUUCAGUACAACAGAGAAUAGACGAGAUACAAGUUAAAAACACCACAACCUGGACUGCUCCUUCUCCUCCUUUAUACGAUGAAGAAUCUCCUCCCGUCACCCAGCUCAUCCACCCUGACCUACCCCUCUCCUCUAUUAUCGAUAUCCUAGAAGCAGAAAAAGACUCCACUUCCCCCUCCUCCCUGUACCGUAUCAGAGUGUUUGUAGACAGCUACACACCUGACAACUACCCCUCGUUCAUCAGGCAGUUCUGUGAACCUUGCAGCUCCUUCUCCUCCUCGGAACAAUGUGGGAAGUGUGAUGCUCUGUGUUUAAACCUGGAACUGUUCUUUAAACUCCAGGUCCGGGAUAUGCAGGAUGGGUUUGAGGGUGAAGUAAAGUGUUUUGCAAGUGCAGCGAGAGAGUUCCUAGGGGUGGAGGAAGGAGGAGGGUUGAGUAUGGGACGGUUGGAGGGGGUGGAGAGAGUGGUGGGACAGUGGUGUGAUCUCGGUGUUAUUUGUGUGAAGGGAGCUCUUCUUCUGAAGGGGUGCUCUAUUAAUGUGGGGUAAUUGUGUAGUUUCAAUGUGAGAUAUAGUGUCUUUAAACUGAUCCAUCUAUUCCUGGUAAGUAGACUGAGGAAUUCCGUGGUUUCUAUAUUAACUGUUAUUUACAGUUGUGGUUAAAUAACCAAACUUUAUUUUGAUUUCAUUGUUUUUAUUAAAGUUUCCAGUUUUAAUGUUCCAGAAUUGUUUUCCGGAGAAUUUUUUCCCCAGAGUUUUCCGAAAAUUCUUUUUUUAAAGUAUGAAUUAGUAAUUUAUAGACCACUGAUAUGUUUUGCUUGUUUAUUUAUUCACGGCUCACGCUUAUUAUAUAAUAUCGAACUAUUGUAUGUUUUAAAUUAUAUUGAAUAGCAUUGUUUUGGGAGUUUUUGAAUCGAUCUAAAUUCGUGAGUAGCUAUGUCUAUUGUCUCCUCUCAUUGAAUAUUAUUUAUUUGCAUUUUUCGCGACUGACUGUU
This is a messenger RNA of Bolinopsis microptera, 4963 nucleotides long. Its product is annotated as P2X receptor A-like. The transcript has 2 exons. Gene Ontology annotation, molecular function: G-rich strand telomeric DNA binding; telomerase inhibitor activity. The record is from RefSeq and is a predicted model, not a curated record. The coding region runs from base 9 to 1130 and encodes 373 amino acids. Gene Ontology annotation, cellular component: nuclear telomere cap complex; membrane; chromosome, telomeric region. Gene Ontology annotation, biological process: telomere capping; calcium ion transmembrane transport; regulation of telomere maintenance via telomerase. Lineage: Eukaryota; Metazoa; Ctenophora; Tentaculata; Lobata; Bolinopsidae.